Messenger RNA from Rosa rugosa (rugosa rose), 546 nucleotides. RefSeq names its product NDR1/HIN1-like protein 3. Bases 1 to 546 code for a protein of 181 amino acids. The record is from RefSeq and is a predicted model, not a curated record. The transcript has a single exon. NCBI's taxonomy places the organism in Eukaryota, Viridiplantae, Streptophyta, Magnoliopsida, Rosales, Rosaceae.
AUGACCAUCAUCACCACCAAGAACACUAACACCCUCCGCUAUAAUCUUGUCCUCCACAUCACCCUCCAAAACCCCAACAAAGAUUUCGGCAUACAUUAUCAUAACAUCACGGUCAUGGCUUAUUACCAAGAGAAGAGGUUUGUUGCGGAGAGCUACUCUUAUAUGUUUUACCAAGAGAAAAAUGAUACAACUCUUCUCAAAUUGUCAUUCAGAGGACAGCAGGACAUGGAUACUCUUGGGGUUGAAAAGGAUCUUAAUUCCGAGGCUAAGCAUCAGUGUGCACACGUCGAGGACAACAAUGUAGGAUCAGCUAAUAAUAAUUACGACAUCUUUGUCAGACUCUAUCUUCAAAACACUGCAAUCCCUAAGGCGACGUUUAAGAAGAAUUGGAAAGUGAACUCCGAGUUCAUAUGCGACUUGAAGAAGGUUCCGUUGAUCAAGUCGGCGAAUUAUUUCCCCAGUACUUUCAAGACUAUCGAAUGUGAUUCCUAUCUCCCGCAAGUAUAUCAUGCACCCGGCCUUAAGAGUAAACGAUUUGUUUGGUAA